Molecule: messenger RNA, 797 nt
Organism: Arachis stenosperma
Lineage: Eukaryota; Viridiplantae; Streptophyta; Magnoliopsida; Fabales; Fabaceae
Product: basic leucine zipper 43-like
Exons: 1
Coding region: 253-750 (165 amino acids)
Biological process (GO): regulation of DNA-templated transcription
Molecular function (GO): DNA-binding transcription factor activity
Source: RefSeq, a predicted model, not a curated record
UCAAUUCAAUUCACCAUCAUCUUCCAAUUAAAAAACCUUUUCUCAUUUUUUUUCAAAUCUCUCUCAUUAUUGCCACACCAUGCAAGCCUUAAGGGAUGAAAUCACAGGCCUUAAUAAUAAUUAUUUUCUCCCUUCAGAAACAUAUAACUAUACUACCUCCAUGAUGCAAAAUACCAACAAUACCUUACCUCUUUUCAACCAUACAAUAACAACAACAACCAAUUCUAUAAUGGCAACAAUUUCCUUAAUCAAAUGUUUUUUCCACCAGAAUUUAUUCUUGGUAACAAUAGUCCUACUCAAUCAUCAUGCAUAAGUAGCAACAACUCAACCUCUGAUGAAGCAGACGAACAACAACAACAACAACAAAGUCUUAUCCUGAACGAGAGGAAACACAGGAGGAUGAUAUCGAACCGGGAAUCGGCUCGCCGGUCCCGGAUGAGAAAGCAAAAACACCUUGAUGAGCUUUGGUCACAGGUUGUUUGGCUGAGGAAUGAGAAUCACCAAUUAUUGGACAAAUUAAACAAUGUUUCAGAGUCACAUGAUAAAGUUGUUCAAGAGAAUGUUCAAUUGAGAGAAGAGGCUUCAGAACUUCGCCAAAUGCUUUGUGACAUGCAGCUACAUAGUCCAAUUUGCCCUCCUCCUUUGAGUCCUUUUCAUCAUGAUGAUGAUGAAGAAGAAGAAUAUCUCAACUAUGAUGAUGAUUCUUCAAACCAAUCCAACACCACAAGUUCUAUGAACCUACUCGGAUAAUUAAUAAUUAACCCCAACAGGUUAAGAUUUUGAAUAUAUAUUGCUAC